CGUCGUCUUGCUGGUCCGCCCUGAUCUCAUCCGUGCAUCUCCAUCUGCAUCUCCAUCUGCAUCUCCGUCUCCAUAUCCGUCCACAUCUGCGUCUGCGUCUGCUGCUUCUGCUUCUGCUGUCUCGCCGAUCUCGCCUCGCUCCUGUCUGCACACGCAAGCCUGGCUCGCUGAAACACCGCCAAGGAAAAGCAUCCCUCCGAGUCGACCAGCAAGCACUCGCCCCUGCCUCGCCGCCAGAAUCGCCUCCAGCAGUCGCGCUGUCGUUCUCUGCUCACAUAUCGAUCGCUGCACCCGGCCCGUCCGCAUCGCCCGUCGCCCGUCGCCAUGAGUCUCCAGAAGCUGCUAGCCUCCGUCCAAACCAACCAGUUGCCCGAGUUUGACGAGCCUGUCUUUUUCCAAAGAGAAAGCAUCCCCAAAGACGAUCCGCUGCAGUGUGCCAUCGCCCUGCACUGCGAAAACCAGCUGGAACGAUCAUGCCAAUACCUCAUCCGUUCAUCGCUCAGCCGCCAUCCCGUGGCAGUGUAUCUCCUUGCCAUUGCCCUCCGGCACGGCUGGGGGUGCAAGAAGGACGAGGAGCUGGCGGCGGCCCUCCUCGAGUGCUCCAUCCAGCUUGUCCUCGGGGCUAUGCCCAAAAAUGCCACCUACGAAGUUGCCGUGACCUCUCCAACUGGACAGACGGAUCAUGCCCAGGCGCCAGCGCCGACUCCCAUCGAUCGACUUGUGAACGAUUCUGGACACGGCGCCUUGCCAAACCCAUCGACUCUUGGGCGUGCGGAGCAUGUCCUGACGACCGAUCAACUACACGAGGAGCCUUCGGGUCUGGCCGUUAUCACCGAGCGGCCCUCGUCGCGCCAGUCCGGCUCGCCACACUCCAGCAUGAGCCGCUCCCAGACCAUAUCCAUCUCGCCGAUAAGGAGCCGGUCCGCCGGUGGACCCAUCGCCGUGCUCAACGGCAAUGGUUCUUCCCAAAACGGCACGAUCCCGCGGUCGCUGAACGCCCGCGGCUCCAUCAUCACCCUGGACUCGUUUUCAGGCGUCAUCGGAGGAGACGGCCCCGCUGGCGACUCGCACCUGGACUAUGAAACCGUGCGCUCGUUCCUGCCGCUGCCGCUGUUUGAGCUGGGAAUGUGUUACCACCAGGGCUGGGGCGUGCCCGUGUCGCAGCUGACGGCCGUCUACUACUACCAGCUCGCAGCCCAGCUCGGCGAUCCCGAUGCCCAGGCCGAGCUGGCCGAGUCCUAUCUGAGCGGCAUUGGCGUCCGCAAGAACAAAAAGAUGGCUGCCAAGUGGUUCCGCAAGGCCGCCGAACGAGGCCUGAGCUUUGUCAACAACUCCUGGAUCUGGGAAGACAAGUACAACGACAGCCAGGACCGCAUCUCGGCCCCGGCAUCGGCCUUGGCAUCGGCAUCGGCGUCGGUCCACUCCAGACGCAGCAGCAAGCGGAGAUCCGAUGACGGUCGAUAGAGUAGAACCCGUUGCUGCUGCUGCUUGUUGCUGCCAUCAACAUGUGGCCUCGGCGCCUGGCCGGGGCCAUGCCUUUGAUGCGACAGAGACAGCAGGGCGGCAGAGACGAUACACUCUCAUGCACUUUGCUCGUUAGAUUGCUGCUCAUCGCUAUGGGUUUGGAGGAACUGUGUCCGGGCAGCAUGCGCUUCCUUCACCUCCAUUCUCUCUCUGUUUUCGCUCCUCUUUGGCCUCACUGCAAUUGGUACUUUUGUCAGCGAAAUUAUAAUCUAUGUUGAAUUGCGA
Molecule: messenger RNA, 1749 nt
Organism: Polychytrium aggregatum
Lineage: Eukaryota; Fungi; Chytridiomycota; Chytridiomycetes; Polychytriales
Exons: 2
Coding region: 325-1464 (379 amino acids)
Molecular function (GO): protein binding
Source: RefSeq, a predicted model, not a curated record